GGGGAGUGAAUGGCGAUUGGCGCUGCGCAAGCGCCUCUAUGCGCAAGCACGCUGCGCGAGAAUCAGUGGUGGAGUGAACAUUUUCACUAGGAUAUUUCAAGCCGAGUUUCUAUCAUAUUAAGUUCCAAAUGAUUGUGAAUUUAUGGCGCCGCGAGUGUUACUGCUCAGCAUUUUCUUUACCGUAGGAUUGUCGGCAAGGAGGAGCACAGGGCUGGAGCUGGGUCUGCAGUUCGGUGUAGAACCCCAGGACAUUGUGGUGAGCCGCAACAAGCCCACACUGCUGCAAUGUUCAUCUCCCACUCAGAAUGUCUCCUUCCAUUGGACAGUGGACAACAAGCCCCUCCCUUUAGUUAACAACUCCCGUAUCCAACUUCUUACCAAUGGCUCACUUUACUUCAAAAAGGUGUACCACAAGAGGUCAGGACAGGGCCCGUCUGACCAGGGGGUUUACCGAUGUAUCAUCCGCACCUCCACUGGGGCCCUGGUGUCCCAACCUGCUCAUCUGCGUUUUGCCUCCAUGUCUCACGAGUUUCUGGUGAACGGGCGAAGUGUCAGUGUUGUGGAAGGAGACCCUGCCGUGCUGCCUUGUAGCAUAGAAUCCCUCCCACCUGCAGAGAUCAAGUGGCAGUACAACUCUCAGCCUCUGCUUCAGUCCAACAGAUACAUAAUACUAGAUAAUGGAACUCUCAUAAUAAAGCAAGUCCAGAAAGAAGAUGAAGGAGACUACAGCUGUAUCGCCUGGAACAGCCUGGUGAAUAAGACGCGGGUAAGUGACGUAUCCCCACUCUCUGUGGAGACAAGAACCAGCCCUUCACCACUUGAGAUCCUGAUCCCUGGAACCCUGAGAACCAACUGGACUCUAGGAGACAACGUGACAUUGGCUUGUGUUGCCAAAGGAACCCCCACUCCGACUGUCAAGUGGACCAAACUGUUACCAGACCAGAGCAGUGGGCUGGUGACCGAUGUGACGGAGGGGGUCAGUAUACUCAAAAUUCAAAAUGUGACGGCUAGCCAUGCCAGUGUGUACACGUGCAUCGCUUCUCAAGUCAUCUCCCAACGCAAGACUAACACUGUGUCCAUUACCAAAGAAGUGGUGGUGGAAGAGAUUCUGACUCCACCUGUGCUCACCAAGAAACCCAAAUCCCAGGUUCUCCCGACAGCCAAAACAAUCAGAUUCCAAUGUGAGGCAGAAGGCAACCCUAUUCCUCAAGUGGUUUGGUACAAGAAUGGAUACAAGCUGCAUAUCAAUGGGAGAAUAAAGCUGCGUGACGAGUUGGUGUUGAGUAACACUGUGAGCAAUGACAGCGGAGUAUACCAGUGUAUUGCCACUAACAGCGUUGGUUCUGUGUGGGCGGCAGCAAGGCUGCAAGUGAAUGCUUCAAAAAACCAGCCUCGUCCCCCUACCCACCUCACCUGCACCACCCUGUCCGCCACUACGGUCAACCUCACCUGGGAGCAGAUCAACCCUGUCAAUGCAUUCACUAUCCACCUGCUGCCUACAGAUGGUGGGGAGGAACGUAUGUCCGUGAUGGAGAUGGAGGUUGGCCAGCAGAACCAGACAUUCACCGUUGAAAAAUUACCUCCUUAUACCAACUACACGUUCUAUGUGCGGUCGUACACCAGAAAUGCAGCCAGUGACAACAGUGAGGAGGUGAUUUGCCAGACAGGAGAGAGCGUGCCUAAAGGAGCCCCACAGAUGACAGCUAGGCCGCAGUCCGCAAUGACAGUGCUUGUGGAGUGGCAUCCACUACCCACCAAAGAGGCUCGUGGCGUGGUCACUGGAUAUAAGGUGCAGUGGCGGCGCAUACACAGUCCCUCUUCCCAUGUCGACUAUGUGCCUCCUGACGUUUUAAGAUACGUCAUUACUGGCCUAAUGCCAGACACCCAGUACGAAGUGAGAGUACUGGCUGCUACGCAGGUGGGCUGGUCUAGCCUUUCUGAACACGAGAUGCCUUGGACACAAGUGACCACUUUAUCGCUCACUCCCCUCCUACCCCCACCCACUGUACAACUAACAGUCAUCAAUGCUACAACUAUACAGGUGCGAUGGACACUGGUGUCCGACUCGGUACAUGUAGAGGGAUUUCAUCUCUCAUACCGUAAACACAAUGCUCAGCCCACAACUCCCAUCCAGCUCCCGGCAAACACAUCAGAGUAUCUUCUUCUCGACUUGGAGCCUCAAACUUGGUACGAGGUGCAAGUAAAAGGGGUAUCAGGCAUGACGGAGGGCGAGAUGGGCGUCAGGGCCAUCCACACCCUCCCACCCCUCCAAGCGUCCCCCGCUCCUGCCUUGUCCCCUCCCACCAACCUGGAGGCCACACCAACUUCCUCCUCCUCGAUCAAUGUGACGUGGGACCCACCCCUGACUCCUGUUCCAGCCAAUGCCAGUUACUACACCAUCAGCUACCUUGUGGUGCCUUCUAGCGUUCAUGGAGAUGACAACAACACCAACUUCUUACAUAGUACCAGCAACGGCGUCCAAGUGACUGGAUUGAAGCCAUACACUCUAUACGAACUUAAGGUGCGAACACAUGACCACAACAACCGACACAGCGAGUACAGCCAGACCCUGGAGUGUCGAACUCUUGAGGACGUGCCCGAGAAGCCAUUGGAGGUGCAAUGGAAACCGUUGAACACAAGCAGUGUUAGGGUGAUGUGGAAGGAGCCCAACGUCACCAAUGGCCAGAUUAGAGGCUACACUGUUUCGUAUACCAAAGUGUUCAAACUAGAGCGGUGGAAGAACGUCACCCAGCUUGGAACCAGGCCUUUUACAGAUGUAACAGGUUUGAGCCCAAACACGAGGUAUACCUUGGUUGUGAGAGCUGCUACCAAUGCUGGGCUCGGGAGCCCAUCAGAGGCCUUAGAGCUGGUUAUUCCGGCCAGACAGAGGCCUAGUAGCAGUAGUUCAACACCAUCAUCGCCGCCUCCUCAAGAGACCAAUGAUCAGUUCCUCGGGAUCCUGCUGGGAUGUUCUAUUGGGGGUAUCUGUGUUGUAUUGUGCAUGGUGUCACUUAUCUACCGUCGCCGUUGUGCCAAGCCAGGGCGUGGGCAGUGCCGUACUGCUGGUAGCAAUGGGACACCAUGCUUCCACUCGUCCUCAGAACAUCAUGAGAUGCAGUGCCUCCCUGGCCAUCUGGACACCAAGGGUGGUCAUCCUAACAAUGAGGUUAACGGUUUGAGGUUGCCUUUGUUAAGCAAUGGACGACUUCCAAAUGGCCUGGUUACAAGAGAUCGAAGUGUCCGGAUUACAGAAAAUCCACAGUUUGAGUGCGGUGUAACAGUGUCGUGUGAAGAGCUGAGGCAGCCUAGCGAUGAAGGGGACAGUCUUCUAAGUGGUCACAGCCUCAAUGACACACAGCAGCUGGCACCGACUCCAGCAGCCCUGGCAGUAUGCGAUAAGCAAGAGCCUGAUGAUGGGUUCCACGAGAGUCACUUGCCCGUUGUGGGGCCCAACGGCUGAGUUACUUGUACUCUAUGCUCCCCACGCUCACCCAGCACCCGGCUUCCACAUUCACACUGACAUUCGCAUUAUCACUAGGCCUAUUUUUCAUGGCGUUUCUACAAAAUAAUAAUUUCGUUUGACAAACUCUGUUCCAGUAAGAUUGAUUUAAAUUUUAGGUUUUUUACUUUUUUUAAAUUUAAAUGUUUGUAUAAUACAGCUCUGUACUUUUUGUCUUGUAUAUUGAGACGUGCUAAUCUUGGAAAAUUAUCUCUUAGCAUCAAAUGUUAGAUAAUGAGCAUCAAAAGAACAGUAACAGAGCAAACCCAUGACUCUUCGUUUAUAUGCCAUGGAUUAUUUUCAUAAAUCUUUUUAAGUUAUUCUAAAAAUUAUGUUCCUUUUUUACGUUUUAGUCAAAAAAAAUAGUUUUGUUUCUUAAUCAGCAUGAAACUUUUCUCCAGUAUAGUUGAUAAUGAUAAUGUCAAUCAAAGGAAUAGAUUUGCAUUAAAAUUAAAGUUUCAAAAUUGAACAAAUUUGAUAAAUAUUCUGUGAAAUUAAUUUUCUAUUUUUAUGAUGAGAUAUAUUUAAAAAGUGACUGUUAAGCAGUUAAGCAUUAUGCGUUAAGCAUAUGGAGUGUGUGAGUGAGGAAGCCUCUAGUGACGCCAACCCACAACGCCAAACUGCAAUAAUGAUGCUGCUAACUGUUACCAAAUAUAAGAUAGGGUCCGCCUGGGUGAGGAUGCUGUUCCUACACACAACGAUACUUGGGUCUUCUCCACUUGUCAAGCAGCUUUUAUGUACAUUUAUUUUAUUAGAUUAAGUCAGAUAGUGGAUUUUAAGAGAUAAUAGCUUAGUCUAUAUUUUUUUUUAGAUUUAAUUGUUAUUAAACUUAACAUGUGAGAGUGGUUGUUGCGCAUGAGAUGUUUUUACGUUUGCUGUUUGUUGCUGUCAACCGAUACAACAUCAUGAAGUUCAAUUUAUGAAACAGGGAAUUUUGUACGACACCGAUGAAACAAUUCCGAACGUUUUCCUUGUUCCCUCGAUCGUUCACAACAUUUUUAUAUAUAUUACAUAGAUAUUAAUAAACUGGUACCUGAUUUUAUUUUUUUUAACAUUGUUUUUGUAUGAUAGUUGUACUGUAUAGUCGUGUAAGCAUCGUUUCUUUCUUGGUGUGUAUUUAGACAUAGUACAAAGGGUGAGUUUCACUUGUCCACUUUUUCUUUUAUCUUGGUGCUUUAUUGAAUGUUUUGCUUUUAUCACUAUUUUCGAGGUUAGAUUCGUCUUUGGUGCCUUUCAUAAAUAACGUGUAGUAUAAAUAUAAUAACAAAAUUAUGAAUUAAUAACUUUAACGACAGAACAGUAAUUUUAUUUUUCUUAUUUUUCCGUCCAUUUUUGGUCUUUUGUUUUUUGUUUAUCACAAGAUUCUCGACCUCAUGUACGAUAUAACCGAGUACGGGAACAUUCCUAAGUGAACAUUUUGAUAUUCCAUACUGAGUACCUGGCACCCACUGAACUCACUGGGACUUCUUACUGGUAACUUUGUCCAAUCAUACUCUUGUGUUGACACCUUAAUAAAGUUUUAGAAACCUAUUAAUGCUGAAAGUUAAUAUUUGAAAACCAUGAAACAGAAAACAUUUUAGUUGUUUAUAAGUAAUUAUUUUGGUGGUACUUUUUGAAUGAAUUAAACCUUCUAAUUAUAAAAAUAUAACCAAGCUAAAAUAGAUAUUAAAGUGUAGCUUUUGUUUUGUUGACUCAGAAAAGCUAAAUAAAAACCACCCACACCAGCUACAUUUCCUGGUCGUUGUUAAGACCCUAAAAUUACAUUUUUUUAUGUGGUAGGUAAUUAAGUUUUUGUGUGUUUUUAAAAAUAUUCUCAAAUUUUAUUGAAGUACCAGUAAAAUGUUUUGUAAUAUUUUUCAUUUAAAAUUAUAAUAAAUAUAAAUAGUGAUCAAAUUAAACUGAAAUAUUGUAGUGAUUUUAUAAACACGUUUAAAAUAUAUAAAUAUAUAGAGUUGUGAAUUAGUAUAUUGUACAUUAUCCACCCAAUGUGUCAGGAUGAUAGUUUGAAUGUUUAGUUAAACUGAUUAGAACAAAAGUUUGAGAUGGUGUGGAUCCUUCUUACCUGCCUGCAAACUACUGAAUAACUGGUUUGUAUUUUUUAAAUAUUUUAAUGUAUAAUGAGUUGUUCUCAGUAAACAGGUGGGGUAUAGAGUCCACAUAGUCUUGGAUUCCACAGAUGAGGACAGUAACUGUAGCAUAAAGUUAUCCUUUGAGUCCCCAAUAAAAUUAUUAUGUCAGUAAUAUUAUCAAUUCA
Molecule: messenger RNA, 5753 nt
Organism: Homalodisca vitripennis (glassy-winged sharpshooter)
Lineage: Eukaryota; Metazoa; Arthropoda; Insecta; Hemiptera; Cicadellidae
Product: protogenin-like
Exons: 20
Coding region: 143-3460 (1105 amino acids)
Biological process (GO): axon guidance; cell-cell adhesion
Cellular component (GO): plasma membrane; axon
Molecular function (GO): protein binding
Source: RefSeq, a predicted model, not a curated record